Messenger RNA from Bombyx mandarina (wild silkworm), 1236 nucleotides. It is a transcript of the gene Secp43, whose product is annotated as tRNA Selenocysteine associated protein. Lineage: Eukaryota; Metazoa; Arthropoda; Insecta; Lepidoptera; Bombycidae. Gene Ontology annotation, molecular function: RNA binding. The record is from RefSeq and is a predicted model, not a curated record.
GUGUAUAAUCUAUGCACGAGUUACAUAUUUCUUGGUAAUUUCGUAUAAAUCAUGAACAGUCAUAAAAUUUUGAACAGACGGCAAAAAUAAUAAAAACACUUGAAAAAUUGAGCUUAUUAACACGUUUUGGUCUACCGAGACAGUUUGUUUGUUUCAGUGGAAAGUUUGAAAGUGUUGGAUUUGUUGCGUUGAAAAUUGGAAUCAGUGCUAAUAAAGUGGCAUUAAAUAAUUUGAAACUAUAAAAGUCUUAUGAAAUCACCAAAAAUGGCUAUGCAGUGUCAAUUGUGGAUGGGCAGUUUGGAGCCCAAUAUGACUGAGAGUUUCAUAAUGGCAGCAUUUAAUAGACUGGGACAGAGACCUCUAGCAGUAAAAGUCAUGAGGAACAAAUUCACUGGGGAACCUGCAGGAUAUGCUUUUGUGCAUUUUCAGACUGAUGAGGAAGCGAUUGACGCAAUGCACAAAUUGAAUGGAAAACCCAUACCAGGCACAUUUCCAGUGGUUAGAUUUAGACUAAACACAGCAUCCAGAGAAACUAGAGCCAAUAUGCAACAUGAAAGAGAAUUCUCUGUUUGGGUUGGAGACCUAAGCCCUGACGUUGAUGAUUACUCUCUUUAUAGAGUGUUUGCUUCUAAAUAUACUUCCAUAAAAACUGCUAAAGUGAUAUUAGAUAAUUCUGGCUAUACAAAAGGAUAUGGCUUUGUCAGAUUUGGUAAUGAAGAUGAGCAACGUAAUGCACUAUAUGCCAUGAAUGGUUAUUGUGGACUCGGAACAAAACCUCUCAAAAUUUGCACAGCUGUACCUAAACCUAAAAGUAAUCUAACAACUGCUCAGUCUACUUCUACAACUUCAACCGCAACCUACACUAGCGGAACGGAUUACAACCAAUAUUAUGAUCCGUCAGCCUAUUGGCAAAAUUAUUCAGCCUGGUCUGGGUACUAUGGACAGGGUGAACAAGUCACGACAGCUGCAGUCCAACCGGCAGUUGCAUCUGAAACUACACCAGCUGUCGCUGUCAAAACACAAACUGAUGAUUUGGUUCUCGUUGAUCACAAGAAACCAAUCGACGUGGAUCAUAUGAAUAAUGAAUUUUUGGACGUAAACAUUUCGCUAUGGGACAGUUUAGAAGGAUCACAAUGGUUCCCUCACGACGUCAUAGAAGUUCACUCAUAAACUAUCAGUACGAAAACUAGUUGAUUUAAGUUCUGUAAAUAAAUACAUGUGGAAGCUUUUUUAAAA